Dovyalis caffra is the source of this 1290-nucleotide messenger RNA. The record is from the annotation of a GenBank genome assembly. NCBI's taxonomy places the organism in Eukaryota, Viridiplantae, Streptophyta, Magnoliopsida, Malpighiales, Salicaceae.
AUGCAUGUCAUUAACCUUAAUCCACAAGUGACUUAUGCUAUCCUCUGUGCAGUCAUGGCAGCACCAGAAGGAUCGCAAUAUGAUGCAAAGCAAUAUGAUGCCAAAAUGAAUGAUUUGCUCACAAAUGAUGCACAAGAUUUCUUCACAAUGUAUGAGGAGGUUUUUGAGACCUUUGAUUCGAUGGAAUUGCAAGAGAACCUUCUGAGGGGCAUCUAUGCCUAUGGUUUUGAGAAGCCAUCUGCCAUCCAACAAAGAGGAAUCGUUCCAUUCUGCAAGGGCCUUGAUGUGAUUCAGCAGGCUCAGUCUGGAACUGGGAAAACAGCAACUUUCUGCUCUGGCAUUCUCCAGCAGCUUGAUUAUGGCCUAGUGCAAUGUCAAGCAUUGGUCCUGGCUCCCACUAGGGAACUGGCACAACAGAUUGAAAAGGUUAUGCGAGCACUUGGUGAUUACCUUGGUGUCAAAGUUCAUGCUUGUGUUGGUGGCACAAGUGUUCGUGAGGACCAACGCAUUCUGCAAGCUGGUGUUCAUGUUGUUGUUGGCACACCUGGUCGUGUGUUUGACAUGUUAAGACGGCAGUCACUUCGUCCAGAUUACAUUAAAAUGUUUGUCUUGGAUGAGGCUGAUGAAAUGCUUUCCCGUGGUUUUAAGGAUCAGAUCUAUGAUAUUUUCCAGUUGUUGCCAUCUAAAGUUCAAGUUGGUGUGUUCUCUGCUACUAUGCCUCCUGAAGCUCUUGAAAUCACAAGGAAGUUCAUGAACAAGCCUGUGAGGAUCUUGGUUAAGCGUGAUGAACUUACCCUUGAAGGUAUCAAGCAGUUUUAUGUCAAUGUCGAUAAGGAGGAGUGGAAACUCGAAACACUCUGUGAUCUAUACGAGACCCUAGCCAUCACCCAGAGUGUUAUUUUUGUCAACACACGACGCAAGGUUGACUGGCUGACAGACAAGAUGCGAAGCCGAGACCACACAGUCUCGGCUACACAUGGAGAUAUGGAUCAGAACACUCGUGAUAUCAUCAUGCGAGAAUUCCGGUCCGGCUCUUCUCGUGUUCUCAUCACAACCGAUCUCCUGGCUCGUGGUAUUGAUGUGCAGCAAGUGUCCCUUGUCAUAAAUUAUGAUCUGCCGACUCAACCUGAAAACUACCUUCACCGAAUUGGACGAAGUGGACGGUUUGGAAGAAAGGGUGUGGCUAUUAACUUUGUGACAAGGGAUGAUGACAGGAUGCUGUUUGACAUCCAGAAGUUUUAUAACGUCGUCAUCGAGGAGCUGCCAUCGAAUGUGGCUGAUCUCCUGUGA